This is a messenger RNA of Xiphophorus couchianus (Monterrey platyfish), 3116 nucleotides long. RefSeq names its product F-BAR and double SH3 domains protein 1-like. The record is from RefSeq and is a predicted model, not a curated record. The transcript has 21 exons. Gene Ontology annotation, cellular component: recycling endosome; neuromuscular junction. Gene Ontology annotation, molecular function: protein binding. Bases 182 to 2311 code for a protein of 709 amino acids. Lineage: Eukaryota; Metazoa; Chordata; Actinopteri; Cyprinodontiformes; Poeciliidae. Gene Ontology annotation, biological process: neuromuscular synaptic transmission; regulation of actin filament polymerization.
AUCUACUGGUCUUUGGCGCCCUCUACGGGAUCCUUUCCAACUAACAAGUGAGUAAGAAAGAGAGAGAGAGGAUAAAAGAGCGAAGGGCUAACAUAACUGUGGGUUAACCUACGGAGGAAGUCGCAGCCAACCCAAACUACGGCAGUUCCAUAGAGGCAGACCCUGAGGCACCGACCGCAGCAUGCAGCCGCCACCCAGGAAGGUAAAGGAAAGCCAGCAGGUGAAGCUGCUGUUCUCAGAGCAGCUCAGCAAACUGCAGUCCAAACAUCACCAGGACACCGAGCUGCUGGAGGAGAUCAGGUCCUUCAGUAAGCAGAGAGCAGCUAUAGAGAAGGAGUAUGCUCAGGCUCUUCAGAGGUUAGCCGUCCAGUACCAGAAGAGAGACUGGCAGAGAGGAAAUAUGGACACUGUGAUUUCUGGGAGUGUGUUUGGUGUGUGGCGAUCGGUGGUGGACGCCACAGCUCAGACUGCCACCUCUCGACUCGCUGCUGCAGAAGAAUACCGUCAGCUUUUUGGAGACGCUUCCAAAAGCAUCCACAACGCCAAGGAGAUCCGCGCUAAACGAGUUCUGGAGCAGCUGCAGAGGGUGCAGGGCGAGGUGGUGGACGCCCUGCGAGAACUGCACAGGGUCAAGAAGAACUACCACCACCUGAGUCACAUCGCCGGCGUGGCCAGAGAGAAAGCGGCUGGCGCUCAGACGAGAACUAGAAAGAGUGAACAUGGGAUUUUCCAUUUCAAAUCAGGUCAACAUAAGAUGACUGCUAAGCUCAGUGCCAGGCUGAAAGAGUGUGAGGACCGUUUGAAUGAAGCUCGUAAUGAAUACCUGUUGACCCUUGCAGCCGUCAACUCACAUCACCAGCACUACCACACUAAAGACUUACCUCUCCUAAUGGAGCAAAUGGACGGAGACGUUUACGACGAUUUGAGGCACCACUUCACCCGGCUGUGUGGGACAGAGAUGGACACCUGUCUGGCCUCGCACAAGCAGUUCAGCAAGACAUGGGAUGGUGUUGCUAAGGUGACCAGAGAGAGGAAUGUUCAGCAGUUUUUGCAGGAAUCCAUUUCCUUCACAAGAACAUCAGAUUUCACCUUCCAGCCUGCUCUGCGGGACGUGAUGACUGCACUGCAGGACAUGCAGGGCUCUGAGGGAGAGAACUGCUUGGUGAAGGAGGCCAAGAAAUGGGCUGCCAAGGCUGCCAAGGAUUACAAGAUCGCCACUCAUGGGCAAAGGGCUCUGGAGAUGCUGGAGAGUCGACAGAAGCUGUUGUCAGGGGAGACGGGGCUCAACGUGGAGCAGAAGAUCACAGAGGUUCAGGAGACUGUCAGGAAAGCAAAGCUCAGCAGGGUGAAGGCGGAGGCUCGCCUGGCUCUGCUGGCCCUCAGCGUCUCGGGGACCCAACAGUGGCUCCACAACGCCAUGAAGCAGGCGGAGGAGGAGCUGGAGACAGAGCGCCGUCUCAGCGAGCAGAGAAGGUCCACAGAGGAGUUUUCAGAGGAUGAGUUUGAGCUGACUGACUUUGAGGACUAUGAUGAUGAGAACGGAGACAUAUUUGCAGAUCCAGUUUCUGCCUCUAGAGUGUGUGUGUAUCCUGCAGCCUGCAGAGUUGUCUACAGCUACCAGGCGAGCCAAUCAGAUGAGCUGUCGGUCACAGAGGGCGAGGAGCUUCAUGUGGUUGAAGACGGAGAUGUGGAGGACUGGCUGAAGGUGUGUAACUCCUGUGGCCAGGUGGGGUAUGUUCCUGAGCGCUAUGUGCAGUUCCAGUGUCUACCAGCAGAGGACGCUGCUCAGCUGGACAGCUCCUUCAGCUCCAGCUCAUCCUCAGGGAUUAAAGAGAGAGCAGGGGCCACCGGUGUUGUCAAAGCUCUGUACUCCUAUCAAGCUCAAAGUGCAGAAGAGCUUUCCUUCCAGGAGGGGGCGCUAAUUCGUCUCAUACGCUGUCCACAUGGAGAGGUAGAUGAUGGUUUUUGGGAAGGAGAACUAGAUGGGCGAAUCGGUGUUUUCCCGUCAUUGCUGGUGGAGCUCCUGCAUGAAGAAGAAGAAGAAGAGGAGGAGAAGGAGCCUCUCCAUGCUGCAGCUAUACCUCCCUGCUCAUCCCCCAUCAAAAUCCCCUCAGCUUCUGCUGGUGACUCUGCAAACACUGCUACUCCUCCUGCUGGUGUGGAGGACAAACAGCAGUCUGUUCACAUAGAAGAGUCGAGGGUUGCUGAGGCUGACGCUAGAGGCCCCACUCCUCCUGAGUUCCCCAGUGAUCGAUUAAGACCAUGUCGGGCUCCUCCUCCUCCGCCAACGAGCUCCACGUGGGACCGUUGAGCUUCACAGGAAAUCGUGACUUAUUUUGAGCCAAUCAGCAAUGGUUCAUACCUCAGCAGACACUAGUGGUGUUCUCACUGCCAAAGCUGAGAAUGCAUCACAGACACUACAUAGGUUUCUCUGCGAUGGACCUGUUUAAAAGUCAGUAUUAUGGUUGGCUAAAUUAGCGGAAGUUAUUGUUGUUAAUUCUUGACCAAACUUUACAAACAAUAUCCCAUAACAGUACAUUCCUUUAGCAAAGGCAUAAUCUACAUUUAAUGGCAGUUAUGCAUGUGUAGUUUUUAAAAUAUUUGAUGUGCUUUGUACAAAAUAUUUGUAAUUCUUUUUAAUGUAAAAUCAAAUAAUUUUGUAGUGGAACUGGUGUGGUUGAAUGUGUGCCUUCUACACAGAUUGUCGGUUUUACAGAAAAGAAAAAGGGGGGAAAGAAAACCUCUGGUGAUUGUUUACAUGUUCAUUUUAUUGGUAUAGUUUGUAUUACAUCCAUUUAUUGGCAGCUCAGUUUCUUGCUCUAAACAAAACAUCUGGGUUGAUAUAAUAAAGAACUUGACCUGGAGGGAAUUCGAUAACCGUCCACCCGAUUGGGUUGAAGAUGAGAGCUAAGGUGGUGCUUGUUAAAGAAUUUUCACCGCUGUUAUAAUAAUAAACAUUCAGAUCUCUGGAAAACUGCUGAUGUCUGUUAAUGGCUCAUAACUAUCUGUUCAUGUUAGCUGUAGCUUCAUAAUAAUGACAGUAAUGAUCACUUGCCAUAACAUUACAAAGACACUUCCAGCUGAAACGAGAAAAUAAAAGCACUUCCUGUUCCUUU